AUGCUAAAACCGAAACAACAGUCGUCUCGCAACCAAAGCUUCACAUUCAUCUCCCAGACGCCAUUCAAGAAAUCCAAAGAGAACCAAAGACUCGUUAGAAGUCGUGCACGCUCUAACUCAGCUCGAAAAGAUCAAAUCCAGGCCAAAUCAUGGAUCUUAAACCAAAAGGAAACACGCAUGACGUUGCAGGUUCCUGAUGGAACUAUACCAGGUCGCGUGGGGACAAACUUCUCUUUACUUGAUUUUCCCGAGCCACUGCAGCCAUAUAUGGAAAAUGACAUCUUUCAAUUUGACCAGGUAUACUUCCACUCCAUAAUGUUCUCGGUAGAAGCAUACUUUGACAUGCUUCUUGGACGAGACUAUGGCAGUCUUGCACACUUUCACUUUUUGAAAACGCUCAGGCUUCUUCAGGCAAGAAUAAAUAAUCCUGCAGACCCAACUUCUAUUUCAGAUGCUACCAUCAUGGUAGUUGUUAUUCUGGGUCUGGCAGCUGAGAUGAUAGGUGAUCGGACAGCGGCUGAAAAUCAUGCUGCUGGUAUGUCGAGGAUAGUGGAUUUAAGGGGUGGACUUGAGAUGUUGAGGUUUGAUAAUCCCAGAUUGCCGGCCAAGGUUUGCAGAGUCGAUAUUGGCCUAGCCCUUCGCUUCGGCUGCAAGCCUGUAUUCUUCAACAAAGACAUAUCCUGGAAUCCAUACCUUCCAAGCCAACAUUUACUCCGCCAUAAAAAGAAUCAUCCAGAUACGAACCACAAUAUGCAAGCAUUUUUAAAAACUCUUGAUCCUAGAUUAUCAAACGUAUGGAAAGAUCUCGAAGAAUUUGCAAAGCUCAGCAACAUCGCCAGCCAAACUGGUCGAAAACUUCAACCCAAUAUUUUUAGCGAAGUCAUGGUAUCGAUUCUCUACCGCCUACUCGCUCUGUCUCCCGAAUCACCUUCAGAAAACGCUUUUCGACUCGGAAUGAUGACGUUCGCUGCAAGUAUAUUCUUUCGAUGGAGGGAUAUGAAGCAACGACAAGCAUAUCUGGAUGAGUCCUUCAGGGAUGCUUUAAUGGAUUUGAAGAAGGCUGCGACUCGGCCGCCUGAUACUGUUCUUCUGUGGCUUCUGGUGAUUUGGAGAACAAGCUCUUCUCAAGUUGGCGGCGAUGAAGCCAUUGAGGAGUGGCUAUUGGAAGUCAUGGGUGGCUUGGGGAUAUGUUCAUGGCCAGAACUGCACAAGGCCUUGAAGUCUGUUCUCUGGAUAGAUUGUUUGUUCGAUACAUCGAGCAAACGAAUUCUUGAGCCUAUACUAAAGAAGGUUGGUAAAAAGGGCGUAGAGGUUGAUUUAUGA
Molecule: messenger RNA, 1323 nt
Organism: Fusarium tjaetaba
Lineage: Eukaryota; Fungi; Ascomycota; Sordariomycetes; Hypocreales; Nectriaceae
Exons: 4
Coding region: 1-1323 (440 amino acids)
Source: RefSeq, a predicted model, not a curated record